CCAUUAGCGAUUUCCUUCGGGCUAGAAGUUCAUAUUACAGUUUCCAGCCAAAAGAAAAUUUUUAACUAUGGGGAUACUUAUCAAGGCGGUUUAAAACUCGCGACGGCUUUACGAAUGAGCAUUAGUCCUAUCAUCCUUUUUGACCGCAAAAUUUACAAUUAUUUUGAUUUGCCAAAAGGAUAUCAGAUUACUCAACAAACGCAGCCGUUAGCCUCUGCCGGUUAUUUGCCGCUUAUUCACGAAGGAAAAAUCCAGAAAAUACCAAUUAAAUCUCUGCAAUUAGAAGAAGAUACAGCUAAAAGUAGUUAUAACCCCGAAGGAGUGGAAUUAGACUUCAAUCGGGCGGGUAAUCCUCUCAUUGAAUUAGUCACCGAACCGGUUUUUUCCCAAGUGGAAACCGUGCUGGUAUUUGUUAAACGACUUCAAAAUCUUUGCCGUUAUCUAGGUAUUUCGGCAGCCAAGAUGGAAAAAGGUCAAUUACGAGUUGACCUUAAUUUUUCUUUACAAAUAGGAAAAAAUUACGUUACCCCGCGUUACGAAGUUAAAAAUUUGAACUCAUUAGCCAACAUCGAAAAAGCCGUAAAAUACGAAAUUGCUAAACACCAAGAAUUAUUUUUCCGCGGCGAGGAACCACCUUUGAGUCAAACACUAGGAUUUGACGAAAAAAAACAAACUACAAUUAUCCACCGGGAAAAAACUGCUUAUUUUUAUUUGCCCGAAGUUAAUAUUCCCCCUAUUAAACUCUCGGCUUGGGAAAUUAAAAAAAUUACUCGCACCAUCCCCAUUUUGCCUUGGAAGAAAUGGGAAGAAUUGGUGGCGAAAGGAAUAAAUAUUACGCAGGCUAAUUUGGUGCUUGAAAAACCCUUAUUAUUGAAAACUUGGAAUUUUUGGGAAAAAAAGGCUAUACUCCUUAACGAAUAUAAACAUUGA
Racocetra persica is the source of this 930-nucleotide messenger RNA. Lineage: Eukaryota; Fungi; Glomeromycota; Glomeromycetes; Diversisporales; Gigasporaceae. The record is from the annotation of a GenBank genome assembly.